AGAAAUCCCGUAAGUUGGAUGUUCAUCAGAUGGCGGGACAUUUAUAAAUUUCAUCAGAGAUAUGGCGGGAACACAGCCUCGAUAGUUUCUCCUUAACGAAACUACAUAAAGAAAUACUCCUACACACAAAUACACAGCCAACUAGAAUUGCUCUCCAUAUCGUCAAUUUCGUCAGUUUCGCGUCUAUCGUAAGAUGGGGAAGAGAAAGAAAACUAGGGUUUCGGAAGAGGAAGAAAAUCAAGACGACUUCAACCCAUCUUCUUCUUCUUCAACCGAAAAGAGCUUGUACGAGGUGCUUGGCGUGGAAAAGACAGCAUCUCAACAAGAGAUAAAGAAAGCAUAUCAUAAGUUGGCAUUGCGAUUACAUCCGGAUAAGAAUCCUGGAGAUGAGGAGGCAAAAGAGAAGUUCCAGCAAUUGCAGAAGGUGGUAUCAAUUCUUGGUGAUGAGGAGAAAAGGGCACUCUAUGAUCAAACUGGUUGUGUUGAUGAUGCCGACCUUGCAGGAGAGGUGGUUAACAAUUUGAAGGAGUUUUUCCGAACUAUGUACAGAAAGAUCACUGAGGCUGAUAUUGAAGAGUUUGAAGCAAACUACAGAGGAUCUGAAUCAGAAAAAAAGGAUUUGAUUGACUUGUACAAGAAGUACAAGGGUAACAUGAACAGACUUUUCUGUUCGAUGCUCUGCUCGGAUCCUAAGCUGGAUUCACAUCGAUUCAAGGAUGUUCUUGACAAGGCUAUAGCUGCAGGAGAGCUGAAGUCACGGAAGGCAUAUCAGAAAUGGGCUGAGCAAGUAUCUGCAACAAAACCUCCUACUAGUCCUUUAAGACGCCGGAGGAAGUCGAAGAAAGAGUCGGAGGAUCUAUAUGCAAUUAUUUCUCAGCGUCGAGAUAAGAGGAGAGAGCAAUUUGAUUCAUUUUUCUCAUCGAUGGUGACAAAAUAUGGCAGAGGGGAAGCAGUUUCGGAACCAACUGAAGAAGAAUUCGAAGCUGCCCAAAAGAAGCUUGAAAGUGGGAAGACCUCCAAAAAAUCCCGCCGGAAGUAGUUUGAUAUCUAAAAAGGCAGUCUGAUUCUGUUCUGUUUUGUGUAAACCUUCGACUAGUCCGAAACUUGUGUCCUUAGUUUUCAACUUGAUGUUUAUAUUGCUGCACCAUUCUAUCAUUAAUUUUUGUUGUGUU
Molecule: messenger RNA, 1172 nt
Organism: Rhododendron vialii
Lineage: Eukaryota; Viridiplantae; Streptophyta; Magnoliopsida; Ericales; Ericaceae
Product: chaperone protein dnaJ 6-like
Exons: 8
Coding region: 194-1039 (281 amino acids)
Source: RefSeq, a predicted model, not a curated record